Messenger RNA from Zea mays, 1017 nucleotides. RefSeq lists its product as uncharacterized. The record is from RefSeq and is a predicted model, not a curated record. Bases 353 to 964 code for a protein of 203 amino acids. Lineage: Eukaryota; Viridiplantae; Streptophyta; Magnoliopsida; Poales; Poaceae. The transcript has 2 exons.
UACAUGUAUCAUAACCCGAGGACAUGAUUUGAUUGUUCAAACGUACAUUCAUUACCAACAUUUCGUAUAGUCUUUUACCGUCUCGCUUAGUAUUAGAAUAGAGCAAUGAUACGAUAGUAAAAUACUAAAAGGAUAUACAGCAUACUUCUCUUCAUACGAUGUUAAAUUUAUUUAAGGGAUCUAGAUCAAUCAGACAAUCAUCAUCACCACCUCAUAAGCAAGAUAGUUCAAAACUUAAGACACACAGACUUUGGCCAAAGUUGGUGUUUCUAACUUGGUAGUUGGUACCCCGGAGCUUGCGAGUCGAGUUUACCAUCAUACCCCGGACCUUCUGGAGCCGCCGAUCCGCAGCAUGUCAAACUUGAGUAGAUUCUCCACUCCGUCCAGCUCGAUGGAGGCCUUGAUUAUGGCGCAUGCGAGGUCCUGGUCGUCCUUGGCGUCCAAGAAGCAGCCCCUCUCCUUGCGUCGUCCACGAUCUGCCGCCAUAUCGUUUUGCCGCUCGCCAGCGUCUUCACGUUGCCCAGGAUCCACAGGCAAUGUCUGCAAAACAUACCAAACAAAAACAUCAUCGUCGAGAGCACUAUUGCAGACACACAAACACAAACCAAAAGCUCACUUGGCCCGCGUCAGCGCGACAUUGGUGCGGUUGGUGUCGGCGAGGAAGCCAAUCUUGCCGGCGGUGUUACUCCGCACGGUGGAGAAGAUGAUCACGUCCUCCUCCGCGCCCUGGAACCCGUCCACGGUCCGCACCUUCACCGAGAACGACCCAUCGUGCAUCGAGUACACCUGCUUGCCAAGCUUCUCCUCGAUGGCCGGACCUGGCCCUUGUAGGGCGACACCACUCCCAGGCGGAUCGCCUUCCUCGUGUCAAUCGACUCUGCGCACAAGUUCAGCAGAUCAGCUCGACGUAUGUACUGUGUGCUCCCGGUCCAGGGAGAUCUUGGAACCGCGUCAGAUAUGUUAGCUACUGGAUGCUAUUGGGAUUCGAGGGAGAGAAGAUCAGAGAAGAGAGUAGCG